AUAUAUAUAUAUAUUACAGUAAGUAAUAAAAAGUCGCGUGAUCAAUAGCUAUAACGAACCACGUCUACAUAUGAAAUCAAUCAACUAAUUAGGAAUACUAUAAUAACUACUCAAAGUUGACUUAGCACUGAUAAGUAUGUUACUAUUAAGUUAUUAUAAACCAGUUUCACCAAUUUACUAACCAUUCUGAACCAUUAAAAGAGUCAUCAAUAUUUCCUGUGUACAGCUUUUAACACCAACUUACCAUUUUUUUCUUAGGCGUUCUCCAUAUCGCAGUUGAAGCAAACAAUAAUUAAUUUGAAGGUUUAUUAAGUUUUGAUUGAGAAACUUUGUUGCCAUCGGACAUUAUAUAUACUAAAAUUAGACAGUAUAGGCCAUGUCGACCUUUCCACCAAAUAUAUCUAUUCGACCUCUUACUAUAGAGGAUAUCGAUCAAUGUAUAAGUUUAGAAAAUAAAGGAUUUUCUGAAUCAGAAAGAUGUACUCCAGAAAAAUUUCGUUAUAGAUUGACUGUAUGUCCUGAAUUAUGUUCAGGAUUAUUCAUAAGAGACUAUGAUCAUACUUAUAAUGCCAUUAACUUACCAGAAGUUGCUGCUAGAUUAGCAAAGGAACAAAAGGAUAAAGGUACUAAUGAUGAUCAAGAAGAAGAUAUUGAUGAAUUGCCUUCGAAAUCUUCUGUAAUCAAAGAAACAUUAAUUGGUCAUAUAAUUGCUACCAAGAUUCCUACUCAAAAGAUUACUGAUAAUGCUAUGGAUAUUCCUGACACUGAAGAUGAUACUUCUAAAGGUCAUAUUGAAAGUUCAAGAUGGAUAGGAAUUCAUUCAUUAGUUGUAGACCCUAAAUGGAGGGGAAAUAAUUUAGGUACACUUUUAGUUCAUGAUUAUGUUCAAAAAUUAUCUAAUCAAGAUAUGGGUGAUAAAAUUGUUAUAAUUGCUCAUAAAGAAUUAAUACCAUUUUAUGAAAAGAUAGGUUUUAAUAAUUUGGGUGAAAGUGAUUGUAAAUUUGCUGAUACUACUUGGUACGAUUUAGCUAUUGAUUUAAUACCUGAAGAAGAUAUUUAAAUUUACAUCAAUAUAAUAUUUGGAACUCAUACAUACACCACCCUUAUAAUCCUACUCUUAACCCUAUACUAUAUAUAAUUUGUACAGAUCUGUAUACUUCGUAAUUUAGAAUAUAUGAUUUAACACAGUAAGGAAAAGAAAAAAC
Scheffersomyces amazonensis is the source of this 1205-nucleotide messenger RNA. Its product is annotated as polyamine acetyltransferase. Lineage: Eukaryota; Fungi; Ascomycota; Pichiomycetes; Serinales; Debaryomycetaceae. Gene Ontology annotation, molecular function: aralkylamine N-acetyltransferase activity. The transcript has a single exon. The coding region runs from base 377 to 1060 and encodes 227 amino acids. Gene Ontology annotation, cellular component: cytoplasm. The record is from RefSeq and is a predicted model, not a curated record.